AUGUCCACGACCUGUUCGGAGGGCAGUGCGAGCGGCACGCCGGCGUUUGUCAGGAAGCGCCUCGAGGCGGCCGCUGGCACCUCCGGCGCCGGCGGCGAGGCGUUGCAGAGAGCCCUGGCGGCGCAGGCGGCGCUGGAGCUGGCGGCCGCUGGCUGCCGGGUGGCGGAGGUCUGGCACGAGCUGCUGGCAGUCCUGGUCCACGCCCCCGGGGAGAUCUCCGCGUCCCUCAGGAGCGGCUGGGAGCGUGACUUCGCGGCCCGCUGGUCCCGGUGCAUCGUCCGCGAGCCCCUGCGCACCGACGUGCAUGUGGUGGACGAGGACGACUGCGAGGAGCACGGCGUGGCCGCGAGCGCCCUCCGCGAGGCGCUGCUGCUGGAGGAAGGAGGUGGUCGACCCCCUUCCGUGGAGGACAGGUCGCUCGUCCCCGCGGCGGGGCUGCGCCCCGUCGUCUUCGAGCAGUGCUACUUCGCAGGCGCCGCCGCCGUGCGGCGGCCGCUCGUCCACGGCGGCGUCCACGGCGUCCCGUCGACGCCCCCCGAGGCCAAGGGCACCCUCCCCUCCGACCCGAAGCCAUACCGUGGCCUGCACCUCUUUGUUCUCGUGCACGGGUUUCAGGGCAACUCGUUCGACAUGCGGCUGAUGAGGAACAAUCUGGCGCUCGCGUACCCGGAUGCGGCGUUCCUGUCGUCGACCUCGAACGAGGACGACACCGAUGGCGACAUCUCCGAGAUGGGGGUCCGCUUGGCGGCGGAGGUGCGGAGCUACAUUGCCGAGUGGUGCCCCGGCUCCGCGCUCGGGCGCCUCAGCUUCGUGGCCCACUCGCUGGGGGGCCUCAUUGCGCGCUCCGCGGUGGCGCUUCUGGAGGAGUUCCAAGCGCAUCUGGGGAUUUUUCAGGAUAAGAUCUCGCUGUUCAACACCGGGUUCUGGGUGCUGAAGGCGUUGAAGCAGUCGGUGUUCCUGCAGCAGAUUUCGAUGGCGGAUCACGCAGAUCCCAGACAGACGUUCUUGUACAAGCUCAGCCAGUCGCGAUGCUUCGAGUUCUUUCAGAACGUCGCUCUCAUGUCGUGCUGGGAGGACCAGUAUGGCCCGUUCCGGUCCGCCAGGGCCGAGUUCUGCGACGAGUGGGCGGACAGGGCCGACCGGAGGGCGAUCCGCGAGAUGGUGGACAACUUGUGGGGGCCAGUCUCGCCCGAGCGAGUGAGUCGUCUGGACGUCAGCUUCGUGCUGCCCGACGGGAACCUGGACUCCAUCAUCGGCAGGGCCGCGCACAUCCAGUUCCUCGAUUGCCAGCCCGUCAUGAG
Molecule: messenger RNA, 1301 nt
Organism: Prorocentrum cordatum
Lineage: Eukaryota; Dinophyceae; Prorocentrales; Prorocentraceae
Source: the annotation of a GenBank genome assembly